GCUAGUCAUACACCUUUUAUAUUUAUUAUUCACUUUUAUACCGAAUCCAUCGUCUCUAAUAUCCGAAGUUUAUGUUGGGCUUCCGGAUCUACGGGACAAAACCUCAACAUUGGCGCCGUCUGUGGGAAAAGAUCAAAAAGAUUAUGUGUUCUGAUCCUACAAUUUUGAUACGAAGAAGACAACCGUUUACAACAACGGGGAGCAAAAAGAAAAGGAUGGGGAAAUGAUUCAAGAAAAAGUGAUAAUAAAUUGAGAACUCAAGAUUCAGCCCAACAGCCGGUCACCAAUUCAAAUCAUUGCUCCGCGUCCUAGAAGGAAUGCUAGAACCGAAGCGGAAGACCCAAGGAACUCAGUGAACCAGCCAUGGAAGCUGUUUGGUGAACGAAGAAAAGGCAAAUAGGGCCCACAUACCCACUAGCCUGACAAAAAACAAAAAAAGGGAAUAGCUAUCCACUCUCACGUGGGAAACCUGACAAAACCACACAAGUGAAUGAUUUGAUAGAUUCACCAUCAUCCCAGAAAACAUGCGCCUUAUCCCGAACGCCGAACGGGAUAUGCGUCCGCCGUGUUGUGUGGAUAGAUUCAUCAUCAUCCAAAAAAAAAUAUGCGCCGCAUCCCGAACGUCGGACGAUAACUUCCCGAACGCCGGAGGAGAACUUCCCGAACAGCCCCAAAUCAUUACAAAUGACCUGAACGGCCUCUAAACUUAUCCAGAGGACGAAAGUACAAGUUGAUCAAAACAAAUCAUGAACCAUACUGUUCAAACUCCCGAACAGAGGGUACCUCCUAGACGAAUGAAAGAGGACAACCCCGAAUAGACCACCUGCUCGUUACAACCCGUUCAAAACAUAGCACGUCCAGCUCGGUCACCCGGCCAGUCCAUCAGCAAGUAGUCGUGGACCAGCAACAAACCCGCAGUGCCCUCUCAGACGCUCAAAUUGUGGCACCAACAGCUCUGCCCGCCCAUGGAAGUUGUGACCUGUCAAGCGCCGCUCGGUCUCCAGACAGGCACCCAUAGGAGUCCUCGCUGGUCGCACCAAGGUCUGGCUACCGGAUCGAGUGUUGCCUCUCGACCGUUUGAGAUUCUUCAGGCCGGCGGCCGAUGGGCUUGGCCGCUUGGGUAGCCAGAGCAACUCGAAAGGGAAUUUCCCGAGCGAUGUGUACUCCAGCUCGCCGUCCAGCGUCUCCCCGUCCGGCAUCUUCCUGGCCGGUGACUCCUUGCUCGGCACCCAGUGUUUUACCGAACGGCAGUCAAAGGACAGAUCAGCAGUUCCCCGGUCGGCAUCUUUUACGAACAAUGAAUUUCGUGUUUGACUGGUUUGGAGGAACGGGUAAGUUCGAAGCCCCGAACGACUUCUGGAAGUCUCGAUCGUUCAGAUAUAUCCCCAAACUUCAAUCAGGUGCGGCGGGCUGGGUCAUUGAGCAGCUCAGGCUAGACUGAUAAUCCAUACGAUUGUGAGCUUAUGGAAGUUGCAGCAGCGGAUCUUGCAAGGGAGUACACUUGUUAUGUUGGGCUGGACCACAUUUUUGACGGAUCAAAUAAAUUCUCACCAGGCCAAUAUUUUGCCCGGCAGCUGAAAUUCAGCCUAUUCAGCUAAGUACCACCAUUCUCUCACUUGUUAAUUUAAUUUAAAAUAGCGUUACUGCUAUCAUUUUAUUAUCACCAUCAUUUAUUAGGGGUAAAAUCUCCUGGAUUAAAUGAUAUCGAACGAAGCUUCAGUGAUAAUUAUUAGUUGUCAUUGUAGUUAAAUGACGGGUUGUGGUGGGCCUAUCGGCUCAACCUGAUCGACUUAAAUUAAAUAGUCGGAGCAUCACCCAAGGGGAUCACUCCCAAAUCCUGCUCGGCACCCAGUACUAGUACGAUACAAUGUUUGUUUAAAUAGUAGUAGCACUAUUAAUUAAACAUCACCAUUGUUAGGGUUAAAAUAUCCUGAAUUAAAUAAUGACCAAGUGAAGCCCCAAUGAUUAAGUACUCCGUCAUUUUUUAAAUAAAAUGAUGGGUUGUAGUGGGGGCUAUUGGCUUACCCCGAUCGGCCUUAAUUAGCGAUCGGAGCAUUUACGGACCCGCUCGGUGAGGCCGGACAUCCAUGAAAAUAUUGAAUGACUUGAUGUAGUAAUAUUACUAUUAGUUACGCAUCGCCAUUAUUUGUUUAGUAGAGAUUAAAAUUUCCUGAAUUGAAUAAUGGCCGAGCGAGACUCCAGUGACAAGUCCAUUAUCAUUAAAAAUUAAAUGAUUUGGUUUAAUGGGCCGACCAGCCAACCCGCGAUCGGCUGAAUGUAAGCGAUCGGAGUGCCCCGAAUGGUAUUACUCCGACAACGCACCAAGUACUCAUGCAUUAGAGUAUUCAUUGGUUGAUUAAAUAGUAUUCUUACUAUUAAUUGCACACACCAUUACUUAAUAGGGAUUAAAAAAAUGCCGAAUAAAGUAAUGCCGAAUGGGGCUUUAUGAAUAAUAUCACCAACAUUUUAAUUAAAUGCUUGGUUUGACUGGGUGUAUCAGUCCACCCCCGAUCGGGCCAAAUUAAUUGGCUGAAGUGUCCCCGAUGACAUAUUUUAAUUUUGAAACCAUUCAUGGUCUCGUACGGCAUUAAGUGCCUGAACGGCAACUAUACCCAGUACGGGGCGAAAUACGUACUUGAAUACUCGACAAAACACUAGGUGGUUCGAGUCGUGGACUCUAAUAGAUCAAGAAAUGAAUCUAGGCCAAGGGUUAUCAUUACCCGCUUCGGCCGGUAGUCAUGAAUAAAAAAUAAUACAAAAGAAAUGUUAUACAUGUGUAUGUAUAUACUUGUAUAUGUUGUUUGGCCGUACGGCCGUAUUACCAUGCUUAUUGUGCAGUAAAAUUCGUCCGACGUUCUCGGACGGGAAGAUCAUGAAACACAAGGAUGUUCAUGAUGUUUGGCAUGAAGCACAGAGACAUUCAUGACCGGCAGAAAAGAAUCACAUUCAUUCAUAGGCGUUCGGUCAGCCCGAACGGGCAAGUCAUGAAGCACAGAGAUGUUUAUGACGUUCAGCAUGAAGCGCAAAGACGUUCAUGAUUGGCAAAGAAAAGGGAUAUUUGCAUUCAUAGGCUUUCGGUCAGCCCGAACGGGGAAGUCACGAGGCGCAAAGACAUUCAUGAGCCGUUCGGACAGCCCGAACGGGGAGAUCAUAGAGCGCAGAGAUAUUUAUGAUUGACAAAAAAAAAAGAAAAAAAAAAGAAAAGAGAGAGAGAGAGAGAGAGAGAGAGAGAGAGAGAGAGAGAGAGAGAGAGAGAGAGAGAGAGAGAGAGAGAGAGAGAGAGAGAGAGAGAGAGAGAGAGAGAGAGAGAGAGAGAGAGAGAGAGAGAGAGAGAGAGAGAGAGAGAGAGAGAGAGAGAGAGAGAGAGAGAGAGAGAGAGAGAAAAGAAGAGAAGACCAUCACGGCCGAGAACCGUUGCUUGUUCCUUUCCGAUCAGCCCCCAGUGGCGACCUCAUUAAAUGGCCACUGACCCUCUGGUGCGAUGCCAUUAUCAUAUUUGAAGACCGGCCUCGUCCCCGCACUGCGCGGAUAAGGACCGUUGCUUGAUGUUUAGGUUGGCUUCUCAUUGACGACAUCAUCAUAUCACGAUCGGCCUGUCGGCACGACAUUAUUUGCUUUGGAGGCAUCUUCACACUCCAUGAAGUCUCACCUCGAUCGAUAGAUACCACUUGUCUCGAUCCAUAGGGAGCCAUCAUCUCAGCACAAACUCAUCAUUAAUGUGCAGGUUAACCAAGCACGAACUCAGCUUGGGAGAUGGUGUAAAAGAUCUUGAGUAGGACGAACUGGGCGGGCAUCCGAAAGCAUAGGGUGACCGAGCGGGGGAUCGGGACUCUGGUCUUAAAAUCUCGCCUUGGCUAUGCAGCUCGCACGAACCACGACGAAGUGAUUCGUUAUGGUGGAACCCGAGCUGUAACCUGGAGGCGAGUCUCCAUUUUGGCAGAGGAUAAGGAGGUGACCCGAAUGGGAGCCUUAUUCUCAAUGGUCCAGAAUGGACAUCUCAACCCCCUAAUAUGGAUGAUCCCGGACGGUAGAACCGGACGGCAUGCAUCGGAAUUAUGGGUUUGGAAGAUGGCAGGCAUUAAAUGAACUGUUAAAAUGCCUUGCAAAAGGGGAAAUCAUGGACGGCCAAAGACGAUAACUACCGAACAGGUUAUAUCGGACUCAGUCUUGGAAGGCAGUAGGCAUUAAACACUGAUGACUUGCGUGUUCGAGGAACCACGGACAGCCGACGGAGAUGAACCGAACGGCUUGCACCUGAACCUUGGUGCUUACUUGUGGCAAGUGAAA
Messenger RNA from Cuscuta epithymum, 4287 nucleotides. The record is from the annotation of a GenBank genome assembly. NCBI's taxonomy places the organism in Eukaryota, Viridiplantae, Streptophyta, Magnoliopsida, Solanales, Convolvulaceae.